AUGGCAUUUACUUCUUCUCCUGCCUAUGGUUCCCAAAACGACACGUUUUGGCGCAUCCUUCUCUUACUACAUUGUAUAUCUACACUAGUCCUCAUUACGAUCUCAACACCACCUGAAGAUCCUGUCAAGUGUGCGUCGGGAAACACGGACUGUACAGUCACCAACUCUUAUGGAACGUUUCCAGACCGGUCCACGUGUCGAGCCGCCAACGUGGCGUACCCAACAACCGAAGCCGAACUUGUCUCCAUCGUGGCUGCAGCCACUAAAGCCGGACGGAAAAUGCGUGUAACCACUCGUUAUUCCCAUAGCAUCACUAAGCUCGCGUGUACGGACGGGAACGACGGUUUGUUCAUAAGCACAAAGUUUCUAAACCACACGUUGCAAGCUGAUGCAGAGGCCAUGACCUUGACGGUUGAGAGUGGCGUGACGCUUAGGCAACUAAUCGCUGAAGCAGCUAAGGUUGGAUUGGCGUUGCCUUACGCACCGUAUUGGUGGGGACUGACCGUGGGUGGUAUGAUGGGGACCGGUGCUCACGGUAGCUCAUUGUGGGGCAAAGGAAGUGCGGUCCAUGAUUAUGUGACCGAAAUCAGAAUGGUUAGUCCUGGUUCGGUCAACGAAGGUUUUGCAAAGGUUAGAGUUUUAAGCGAGACUACGACUCCUAACGAGUUUAAUGCGGCCAAGGUUUCUCUUGGCGUUCUUGGCGUUAUCUCUCAGGUGACUUUUAAAUUGCAACCAAUGUUUAAGAGGUCGGUAAGGUAUGUUAUGAGAAAUGAUUCGGAUUUUGGGGACCAAGCCAUGACGUUUGGAAAGAAACAUGAGUUUGCGGAUUUCAUAUGGUUACCGAGCCAAGGCAAAGUAGUUUAUCGAAUGGACGAUCGAGUUCCGGUUAACACAUCGGGCAAUGGUUUGUUUGAUUUUUUGCCGUUCCGUUCACAACUCUCUGUGGCGUUAGCCAUCAUAAGAUCAUCAGAGGAGACGCAAGAAACGUUCAGAGAUGCGAAUGGGAAGUGUGCAGGAGCCACACUAAUUUCAUCUACACUGUUUGCUACCGCAUUCGGUUUGAGUAAUGGCAAUAUAUUUACUGGUUAUCCGGUCAUUGGAAGCCAAAAUCGUAUGAUGUCGUCGGGAUCAUGCUUAGACAGUCUUCAAGAUGGGUUAAUCACGGCGUGUCCGUGGGAUUCACGUAUAAAAGGCGAAUAUUUUCACCAAACAACUUUCAGUGUUCCUCUCACGCAAGUUAAAAGUUUCAUCAACGACAUCAAAUCUCUUAUCAAGAUCGAAAGGAAAUCUCUAUGCGGACUCGAGCUGUAUAACGGUAUUCUAAUGCGUUAUGUCACGUCUUCUCCGGCUUAUCUCGGUAAAGAAACGGAAGCUUUAGACUUUGACCUAACGUAUUACCGAGCCAAAAACCCGUUAACACCGCGGCUUUACCAAGAUUUCUUUGAAGAAAUUGAGCAGAUAGCGUUGUUUAAGUAUAAUGCAUUGCCACAUUGGGGUAAGAACAGGAACUUAGCAUUUGAUGGAGUGAUUGAAAAGUACAAGAACGCAGGUGCGUUCUUGAAGGUUAAGGAAAUCUAUGAUCCGUCCGGUUUAUUCUCAAGCGAAUGGACCGACCAGAUCCUAGGGAUCAAAGGGAACGUGACAAUAGUAAAAGAUGGAUGUGCAUUAGAGGGGAUGUGUAUAUGCUCGAAAGAUGCUCACUGUGCUCCGACCAAAGGAUAUAUGUGUCGACCAGGAAAAGUCUACAAAGAAGCUAGAGUUUGUACACGUGUCAGUGGAUUAAGUGUGAUUCAGUCAGUAAGUUAUUAA
This is a messenger RNA of Microthlaspi erraticum, 1809 nucleotides long. The record is from the annotation of a GenBank genome assembly. Lineage: Eukaryota; Viridiplantae; Streptophyta; Magnoliopsida; Brassicales; Brassicaceae.